UGCUUGUAGCUUUCUCACCGACCGUUACUCCACAUUCUUUUCAAAUAUCCUCUCUGUUGCUUGACCCGACUCGCGACCUCCCUUCAGUCGAGCUCGUGUCGCUUUGGAACCUCGCCCGGCAUUCACGGAUCACAGAUCGCAGAUCGCGGAUCAGCGCCCGGACCGAUCGGUGAUCGGUGAGGCGCACUUUGGUCUCGUUGACCCAUGUCUACCUUCCUUUCACUCCUUUAUCUCGCUCUCCUUCCUACCAUCAUCGUCACUACCGCUAAUCCAGAUGUCACAGUAUACACGGGGCAGGCCACAGCCACCACUUCCGCAGCAGCCGACUCGACAUAUACCGGUCUUCCAGCCUAUGACCCGACCGUUCUCACACCUCCCCCAGCUCCACAACCCCCAAUCAAUUCCUAUACCCUUGCCCUCCCUGCUUCGGCCGCCGAUCUUGGUAGCAACUACUCGCUGAGCAUACCUCAGAAGGGUAAUUUCUUGGGCUUCAGUAUAGAGCUGUCAGUCGCCAACACCGUGCUUGGAGAAAAAGGCAAUGAACUCAAAGUCCCUUUCCUCAAUUACAUGGCAAAUAUCCGAGAUCGAGCUGGCGCAGGACCAAUCAUUCGGGUGGGAGGGAACAGUCAAGAAGGUAGCACUAUCUUUGCCGAUGGGUUGGAAGAUGGCGAGAGUCUUGACAAAAUCAAGGUCUCGGACGAUGUCACGGCAACACCGAUAAUCAACUACUCCCCCGAACUGCUCUAUACAAUGGCCAAUAUCUCGACGCUUUUGGAUGUUGAGUGGUUCUUUGGUCUGGCAUUCAAUGAAACCAGCGUGGACGGCAAUGACGUCAAUAUCCCUGUUGCGGCGGAGUGGGCCCAGAAGAUACUUGGCUCUAAUCUUCGAGGCUUAGCUGUGGGCAAUGAACCUGAUCUGUAUGUUGAUCACUCUGCCCGUCCAGCCGGCUGGGGUGUGUCAGAUUACGUGAACGAAUACAAAACCGUGGUUGAUACUAUCGUGAACGCCAACGUUCUAUCCAACUCUCAGACGUUCAUCGGUCCAUCGGUAUGCUGUCAGCGCGAGGGCUUCGAGCUCGAUGACGUGAUCGCAGCCAGCUGGCUCAGCGAUAAUCAAGAUCGCCUAGCAGCUGUCACCGUCCAACACUACCCCACCAACAAUUGCGAUGGAACGAUUCAGGCACAAGACAUCUUCGCCGAUUUUUUAAAUCACACCAGCGCUGAAUCAUUGACUAGUUUAUACUUGUCAAAUUCUGCCGAGCUGCAGGCAGCGGGGAAAGAAUUAAUCAUGCUCGAAAUGAAUACUGCAAGUUGUGGGGGUUUUCCGGGACUCUCUGAUAGUUUUGGGGCGGCCAUGUGGAUGACUGAUUGGGCCCUUCAACUUGCUUGGGCCAACUUCAGCGCCGCACUCAUGCAUGUUGGUGGCCAGAACGUUUAUUACAAUCCCUUCCUUCCACCUCCUUCCAGCAUGGCCAAAGUUUAUCAAUGGACAACUGGGUCUGUCUAUUACUCUACUCUGGUCAUUGCCGAGGUAUUUGGCUCUUCGAACAAAUCCCAAGUGGUGGAUCUACAAGUCGACGACGCCAACAUAUAUCACCCCGCGUACGCCAUCUAUGAGGACGGGCAGCCAACUCGAGUAGUUCUCUUCAAUUACAUCAACGAUCCAACCGGAGCUUCACAACUUACGGUCAACAUUGCCUCUUCAGCAUUCUCCGUGUCCGUACGGUAUCUGUCAGCGCCGACUGUCAGCGAACAAUAUAACAUCACCUGGGCCGGCCAGACGCUUGGAGUCUCAUUCAGCUCCGACGGGCGACUGUACGGCACCGAACAGACAUCUGUAGUACAAUGCACCGACGGGAACUGCCCCAUCGAGGUGUCCGCCCCCAGUAUUGCCGUCGUUUACUUGACGGAUCAAGCCCUGGCGGAUUCGAGUGUCCCUCAAGAUGCAACUAGUACAUAUGCAACGACAGUCGUGGGGCAUGGAAGUGCAACUGUGGAGGCGGGCGCGUUGUCGACUGGUAAUGGCCAAAAUGCUCCAUCCGGCGUCAGUGGUAGCACUAGUGAAGGAAGCACGAGCGGGUCAUUGAGGCAGUAUUGUACCCCUUCUUUGUGGGCAGCGUUGGGGCUAGUGAUCUGGCUGUUUCCGGUGGCAGUGCGGUAA
Molecule: messenger RNA, 2160 nt
Organism: Tremella mesenterica DSM 1558
Lineage: Eukaryota; Fungi; Basidiomycota; Tremellomycetes; Tremellales; Tremellaceae
Exons: 5
Coding region: 205-2160 (651 amino acids)
Source: RefSeq, a predicted model, not a curated record